Messenger RNA from Sus scrofa (pig), 1615 nucleotides. The record is from RefSeq and is a predicted model, not a curated record. Lineage: Eukaryota; Metazoa; Chordata; Mammalia; Artiodactyla; Suidae.
UCUCAGCUCACGGCAGUGCCAGAUCCUUAACCUGCUGAGUGAGGCCAGGGAUCAAACCCGCAUCCUCAUGGAUACUAGUCAGGCUCGUUUCCACUGAGCCACGUUAAGAACUCCUAAAGUAGUUUUCUAAUGAAACUUUUUUCUUAAGUUUCUCUGAAAAUACCAAUUAGAUUUUUCCUUUUUUAAUUUUUCCCUUCUUUGUCCUGCAGCUUUAUUUCCUUUGGGGCUAGUUGUCCUGUUUGUGAAUACUAUUCUUUUUGGUGUUGGAGUUCACGGCAUCUGGCAGUCCCUGGUUGCCCAUCUAAGGACAAGUUCACAGGUCUCUGGAUCAAGAGAGACUAUAACAAACCUGAUGCAGAAACAAAUCAUCUUCUGACUGGCUUUGAAUUUGCUGCACUGAUUGAUACAGCUUCCCCAUAGGGAGAAGUGAUCUGUUCAGGGAUGGACGCAUGACCCAUUUGGGAUCAAUGAGAGAAAAUGAAUUCUGGAGUUGCUCUCUUUCUCUGAGUGACAUGGUAGAGGAUGUGAGGUCUGGCACAGCUGCAGCCAUUUUGCCACCAUGGGAAAUACUGGAACUUUCCAGUUGACUGCAACAGUCCCAAAGAGAAAGCCAAUAAAAAGGUAGAAAAAAGAGGGAGAGAAUCUGAGUCUUUGGGUAUAUCUUUCGGAGUUGGUGGAUCAAGUCCUACUUGAAGCCAGGACUAAAUCUGGAUUUUUUUUUCUUUUUCUACCACACCAGCAGCAUAUGGAAAUUCUCCAGCCAGAGAUCAAAUCCAAGCUGGAGCUGUGACCUACACCACAGCUGCUGCUAUACUGGAUCCUUAACCCACUGUGCCGGGCCGGGGAUUGUACUGGCACCUCCACAGAGACAAGCCAGAUCCUUAACUGCACCACAGUGGGAACUCCUCAAUCUGGGUUUUUAAUUGACAUGUCCAGUAAAAGUUCCUUUAUGAGUGAGGUUGAGGUGAAUUUUUUUGUCACUUGUGACUUGAAGGAGUCCUUAUGGUUCUAUACCUAACUCAUGGUCUUGUCGUGAGGUUUAAAUAAAAUAGAACUUGGAGAAUGAAGCAUGGCACACAAAUAAUACUGAGUAAAUGUUGCCAGUAUUAUUAUAUUUAUUUUUACAGAAUUAUGUAUACUUUCUAUUCUAUACCCUAACGUUGGCGUGUUUCUGUUUCUCUUUUUGAUAUUACUCAGUUUCUACCCUCAAAGGAGAGAGGCCAAUGGAGGGGGCUGAUAAGCCUGGCUCAUGACCACCAGCCUCAGCCUAGGGUCCUCUUUGCAAAACUACAGCUGGAGAACGACACAGAGACCACGUGAAAUCCGAAUCCACAUGGAAACAAUGGCAACAAGAAAAAGGUGUAAACUUUCCAGUAUGGGCCCAGAUUUUGAAAAUGUGAUAAAGAGGUUAUUGUGUGUCCGAACUCUUCACACAAGAAUUGGAGGAGAUUUAACACCAGGAAUAAUAAACAGAAGAACACUAGCUAAUGCAGAGCAGAUGGGCCUGCAGGGCAGUACUAAGCAUUUCAGUGUCCUUCCCUCAGACCUUUGGACUUUAGAUGACAGAGGCUGGUUUCUUUAGUUCCAAAUAAAGGUAACACAACUGGGAAAGCCA